AUGCCCGCGUAUAUACAGCUUCCGGCUGCAAAGGUUCAGGAUGGGAAAGCGUUCCUAAAACCAGUUCCAGAACAGAAAACGGAGCACAUUGACUCAGGAGAUGCGUUCAAGGAACUUACAUCAUUUCAAGAGAUACUUGACACCAAAUCAAUGGAAAACGGGCGGGAUGCUACAUUAAUCGCCAGAAUCCCUGGUAUUGGAAAUUCGACAGUGGCCGGCAUCUACGCUGAAUUCCUCCACGAAAUUGAGAGUAUUCAGAUUUCGCAGAAACGUUCGGUGCGAGGAGCCCAAGGUAGCGCUGGACCGACUUGA
This is a messenger RNA of Talaromyces stipitatus ATCC 10500, 312 nucleotides long. RefSeq lists its product as uncharacterized. The coding region runs from base 1 to 312 and encodes 103 amino acids. The record is from RefSeq and is a predicted model, not a curated record. NCBI's taxonomy places the organism in Eukaryota, Fungi, Ascomycota, Eurotiomycetes, Eurotiales, Trichocomaceae. The transcript has 3 exons.